Molecule: messenger RNA, 4344 nt
Organism: Scylla paramamosain (green mud crab)
Lineage: Eukaryota; Metazoa; Arthropoda; Malacostraca; Decapoda; Portunidae
Product: synaptogenesis protein syg-2-like
Exons: 12
Coding region: 1-2898 (965 amino acids)
Molecular function (GO): protein binding
Source: RefSeq, a predicted model, not a curated record
AUGUCAGGACAGGACGGAGUGAGGCUCAAUGUUGGGUCAGCCAGGAUGGGAUGGCACAGGACGAGUGGGGUGACACUGGACAGGGUUGAAAACAUCGGAUCACCAGAAUUCCACCAUCUCUCCCACAGCCGGGCCACUGUUCAUGAUACACGUGAGGAAGGGGGCCGCGCCGAGCUGCCCUGCGACGUGCACACCGCAGACCCGACGGACCGCGUGGUGCUGGUGCUGUGGUACAAGGACGGCGUCGGAGCGCCCAUCUACAGCUACGACUCCCGCAAGAGCAAAAUGAACCAAGUGAGGGACUGGGCGGACAAAAAGUCGUUAGGCGGACGCGCGCACUUCGACCUGCAAGCCAGCCCGGCGGAGCUCGUGAUCGACAGUGUGAAAGCCGACGACGAAGGACUGUACCGGUGCCGCGUCGACUUCAAGAAAAGCCCCACGAGGAACGCGCGUACCAACCUCACCGUCGUCGUCCCGCCCCACACGCCCGCCAUCCUCUCUACGGACACUGGCCAGCCCGUGUGGACGACUGUGGGUCCUUACAACGAGGGAGAGUCCAUGUCCUUGAUAUGCGAGGUGAACGGAGGUAAACCAACGCCGCGUGUCACCUGGUGGAUGAACGGCAGACUUCUGGAUGACGUGAGCGAGAGGCCACGGCCCCACCUGGUCACCAACAGGCUAACCAUCAAUCACUUGACCCGCAGCCAUCUUCAAGCCAACCUAGUGUGCGAGGCAUCUAAUUCCAACAACAGCCUCCCAGUCAAGAGUGACAUCAAAAUCGAGAUGAACUUCAAGCCGCUCUCCGUCAACAUUCUAGGCUCCCGCGAACCGCUCUCAGCUGGCAAGAAGUACGAGCUAGUCUGUCAGAGUGUCGGGGCGAGACCAUCAGCCUCCCUCACGUGGUGGCUGGACGGCGUGCAGCUCACCAACGCCUCUACCUCUACCGCAAGCUCCGGAAACAUCACACUGAGCACCCUCACAUUUGUGCCCAAGGACAGUGACGGCGGGAAGUACCUCAAGUGUCUGUCAGAGUCGCCAGUGAUUCAGCACACGCCACUAGAGGACAAGUGGCGGCUCGAAGUAUACUAUACCCCCAAGGUGCAGCUCGCCCUCGGGAGUAACCUGAGUCCUGAGGAGAUCAAGGAAGGCGAUGACGUCUACUUCGAGUGCAACGUGAGGGCUAACCCUUGGGUGUACAAAGUCGUCUGGCACCACAACGGCAUGCACGUGAACCACAACGUCUCGGCGGGGGUGAUCGUGAGUAACCAGUCCCUCGUCAUUCAGCGGGUCAAGAGGCACCAGACGGGCCUCUACACCUGUGUCGCCUCAAACAUCGAGGGGGACGGACAAAGCAACGCAGUGAACCUCAGGGUCCAGUACGCCCCUGUGUGCGCGGCAGGUCAGAUACACGUGUAUGGGGCUGCGAGACACGAGGAGGUCUCUGUCACAUGUCGCCUGGACGCUGUGCCUCCUGUUGUCCAUUUCUACUGGAGGUUCAACAGCAGUGGCGACGUGGUCGACAUUGCCGAGAGCCACGUCGCCACGCAGGGCCUCCAGUCAUCACUAUCCUACGUGGCACGGACCGAACUGGAUUACGGCACGCUGCUCUGCUGGGGUGAAAACCACUUGGGCAGACAACGGGAACCCUGCGUGUAUAAAGUUGUGCCUGCGGGGCCGCCAGACCCGCCGGAUAACUGCAGCCUCAUCAAUCAGACAACAGAGACAUUGAGGGUCAAGUGCCAGCCUGGCUACGAUGGCGGCCUCCUUCAGAAGUUUAUUAUCGAAGCUUAUGAAGCAGAAACAAUGAGGCUCAUCCUCAAUAUCUCCGAGAACUCCGUCCCAGAUUUCUCCCUCAGAGGCCUGGAGUCCGGCGCCUCUUAUCUGCUCUUCAUUUAUGGUGCCAACGAGAAAGGGAUCAGCGAGAAAAAGCAGCUGCAAGGCUACACGCUCAAAGAUGUGGCCGAGAAACGCACAGCCCAAGUCCGCCCCCCGCCAGAAGAACUCGUUUCCAUCACCCCAAUCCUUGCGGUAGUGGUGGGGGUGGUGGGGUCCCUGGUGCUGGUGGCGAUAGUGGCGGUGGUGGUUGUCAGUUUGAAGAGGAAAAACCGACCCAGGAAUAAAAAUAUAACUUUACACAUCCAGACAUCGCUUGCAGACACCAGGGACCUCGACGACAAGAACCCGGACCUCAUUCCCUCAAACGCUUCAUCUCCUACAGGAAGCGGCGGCGAGAGAGGCGGCGGAGGGGGUGAGGGCAGCAUUGUCGGGGUCGGGAGCGGGAUUGACGUGGAGCACAAGCCCCCCACCACGCCUGAGGAGGGUGGCUUUGGCAGCGUUCACAUCUGCGCCUCCGUCCCAUACCCAACCAACGUCGUGUACAGCACCUACCCUCGCGCUCCUAGAGGCGUGCCCGCACCCAACCCACAAGAAGGGGAGCUGAUGUACGCCGAGCUGGCCUUCCCUCCAGGGGCCUCUUACCCCCCUGGCACUCUUCCCCGCCGGAAGCCUGACCAUACCAUAUACGCCCAACUCGACCACGGCGUCCCGGGCAUGCCGAGCACCGUGCCCUGCGUACCCGUCAGCAGCGGCGGGAUGAUAGAGUGCCCCACGAGUGGCCUGAUGGGCGGCAACCUCGGGGGCAGCGUGGCGGGCGUGUUGAGUGGCAGCGUGUGUCCCGGCAUGGGCGUGGGUAUCAGCACAAUGGCUGCGCCCACCACCUUGUGUCCUCCAGCGCCAGUCUCCGCCAUGGCUGACAUUAACAGAAUGGCGUACACUCCUGCGCCGCCCCCUCACGGAUUUGGCGGCCACCCCCUCACGCCCCCCGUCCUGCCCGAGGAGGAUGAGCAGGUCACUCCCGACACGCCUCUCAUGAAGAACCCCAAGGAGAGUGAAGUGUGACCCCGCCUGACGAAGAAUUAGAGUCCACCCGCCAAUGAGUGCUGAACGAGUCUGCCUCCCGCUGUGUGCCGAGAGUGACUGAGUAACUGAGUGGCCGCCAGUGAGGAGUGAGGAGUGACGAAUGAGGGAAAGCGGAAAUAAUGACGUUUACGGAUUGGCAAGCGCCGGGGCGUCUUUGCGGGCGUGUUUGGGCGGACAUUCAGGGGGACAUGUGGAAAACACAAUACUUUUCAACACACACAUACACACAUACACACACACACACACACACACGAACCCACCGAACCAAUAUGAAACUCGGAAACCCAACCGGUCCUUCCCUCCUAGCACAUCCGUCCCCCCUGCACCGCCCACACCCCCUCUUCCCUCAAUGCCUUGCGGGUAACUAAACAAACUAAUCCGACGCACUCGAUUCUUCCGAAAAGAGACAACAAUCAUCCAGGGUGUCUACUUCAUUCUUAAGAAGAAAACUGUGUAUGAAGAAUUUAAUAGAAACCUUGUUACGUAGUCCAAAGAAAGACGUGUAAAUAAUUUUAUAUAUGCUCAAUGUCAAAAAAAAAAAAAAUUGCAAAGUGAAAAAUUUGCGGUGCAUUGUAGCGGAUGCAGGAGUGAACAAAAGAUGGGAAAAAAGAGCGGCAAAGCUUUGAUAGGAGUUGAAGUGAGAGAAAAAUAGUGGAAGGAGAGAAAAAAAAAAGGCAUUAAGGAAAGCAUUCCCUCAGGGAAACUAUUAAGUGAGGAGGAAAUUUCAGGCCAAGACUGAAGGAAAGAACUUAAAAAUAUGUAAAAAAAAAGGACAAUUAUCGAGAAGGAAUGAAAUGAGAUAAAAUAUUUUAGGAGGAAAAGAAUUAAGAAAAGCAUCUCGCCAGCGAGGCGAGAAAAUAAGUGAAGGGAAAAUUGCGAAAUGUCUGACGAAAGAAAUUAAUGUAAAAAGAAAUAGACUGGAAGAAGAACAGUCCACUGAGACUGACAUGAACUGUCUCAUGAGCUUCGGUACACUUAAAACGAGAGAGAGAGAGAGAGAGAGAGAGAGAGAGAGAGAGAGAGAGAGAGAGAGAGAGAGAGAGAGAGAGAGAGAGAUUCAUGAAGCUGACGGUGAAUGAGUGUGUAGCGAGAUAAAAGAGUUUAUCGUUCCUUUCUUUGAGCGGCAUUUUUAGCUUUAUUAAAAAGACAUUCAUUUCCUAAGCCAAUUCUUUUACCUAUUAUUAAGCACAUGUGAUUUAUAUACUAUUACAAAAUAUAUACAUUAUGUAAACGCAGUGUCCGUGAAUGGACUGUUGAUCGCUGUUAAAAUAUUUUCCUUGUGUGGGAAAAAAAAGUCCCCUCAAAAAUAAGUGACAUGUUGACUGCGUGUACCUCUUAUCUGUUAUUGCCCAAUGCUGGUGGUAUGAGGACAACAGCCCUGUUUGUACCACGAAGUCAUUUUCGAUAAAACUGAAUCUCUAUGUA